Messenger RNA from Populus nigra (black poplar), 578 nucleotides. RefSeq lists its product as uncharacterized. The record is from RefSeq and is a predicted model, not a curated record. The transcript has 2 exons. NCBI's taxonomy places the organism in Eukaryota, Viridiplantae, Streptophyta, Magnoliopsida, Malpighiales, Salicaceae. Bases 26 to 523 code for a protein of 165 amino acids.
GUCUCUUGGACGUGAACCGAGUCCAAUGGAGCUGUUUCUAGAGACGCAUGUGCGGAGUCAAGACCGCCAAAAGGGGGUGCAGCAGUUCGUGGACAACCGUGCUCAGCACUUCGUGGAGACCUAUAAUAGCCGGUUGAGGGAGAGAUAUGGGGACAAUCCGUCGACCCAUCCAGAUUUCGAUCCAGAUUUGUGGAUGGAGGUGGGAUCGUCUGGUGGACCCGAUAAAAAUAGGGUCUACGGGCUCUCCAACACUACGGCUGACAACUUGCGGUCGACUCGUAGUGUCUCAACUGUUGGAAGCUCUCCAUCAGUAUCGAACACCCAGUCUGAGGAGUUCAUUGCGUUGAAACAACAAUAUCAACAACUCUCGAUGAAUUAUGAUGAGCUCUGUCAAAUAGUCAUGGAGAUGAGAUCAAAGAUGGGUGACGAUACUUGUGCAGCUUCUUUUUGGCCGUAUGGUCCCGGGAACAACCAGCCUCCUCCUCCUCCUCCGCCUCCUCCUCCAGCUCCGCCGCUAUUCUAGUUUAAUUUUGCUUUUUAAACACAUUAAAUUUGUAAUGAAUAUUAUUUAACAUUAC